CAAAAUGGCAACCUCAAAAUAUAUUAAUACAAAAAUUCUGUACCUGCUGGUCUUCCUACAGCUCCUAGGCAUUAUUGGAGGCCAAAUAAUCAUCAAUCCGCCGGACCUGGAUGAACAAAUGGAGGAAUUCUUAAAGGAAAAUUCAGAAUACGAAAGCGUCAAGUCUUUUGAAAAGGGAGAAGAUGACCCUGAAGAUCAAGAUGAAGAAGAAGAACAAGGGCCCGGGAUCCUGACUGUUGGAAUCCACUUCAUAGAUACAGAAUACACCAUGGAUUACUAUAAGAAGACUUUUAAAGCCUUCAUCCUAGCAGAAGCCUCUUACGAUUGUGAGAAAUGUUUCGAAGCAGAGGAAAUGAUUGACAAAGUCUUCAAACUUUUUGCUAUGAAUGAGCUAGCAUACAAAAAGAAGGAGCUACCGAUAGUCAGGAGGGAGGUUCCCUCCCUAACUCAUCCGAGAAUUUCUAUUUAUUUCAAGGGAACACUUUAUGAGUAUCAAAAAGGGUGCCACCUCGAUCUGUUCAUUUCAUUCCUGAACCGACACCUCUUCCCAGUAGUUGCAUUGGAGACGAGGGAAGAUAUUGAAGAAUUUCAGGACACUUCAAAGGAAUGGGUCGAGAACACACCCCUCUAUAAUGGCAAAUACCGUAAACUUGGAAGGAUCUUCGAUGAGAUGGAGAAGGUCACAAGAGUCAUCGCCUUUGUCUCUGAUAAGAAAGAGCAUCAAUAUGAGCUGAAACAGCUCAAAGAAGCAGCUAAAGAACUCGGGUUUAGAGAUGACCUCCGGAUUGCCAAAAUAGUGAACAAAGAUUUAGUCAUGGAAUAUAAAGAGGAAAUGGGAACUAAGUGGUUUGAUGAAGGAUCUACCAACUCUAUGGUAGUCUUUAGCAGCUCUAAAGCUUCAGGGAGUCCACUGAAUUACUAUGACCUCUCUUCUGAGACAGUACAUCUUUCAUAUUGGAUAAACUCAGCCAGUAUAGAACACUUGGAGAAAAUGAAUGUGUUUUCAGUCCAAAUCAUGGAGAGUAUGCAUAUGCCAAUGUAUGUAGCAUUUGUGGAUGUGAAAAAGAAGAAGUACGUAGAGAGGUCUAACCAGCUGCUCCAAGUCAUUCGUAAGGUUGCAUAUGACUAUCCAUAUUUCUUAUUCGGAUAUUUUGAUAACAAUAGCUAUGAUGCAAAGAAAAAUUUGAUAGGAAUAGAGGGUGAAGAGAUGCCUCAAUUCGCGUUGUUUAAUCCUCCAAAUAAUGUAACGGUUGUUUUUCCAACUGACAAAGAAAUUAAUCAGGAGAAUAUCAGACUCUUUUUGGACAACGGACUUGAUGCUGCAAUGAAAGGAGAGCCCAUAUUUAAAGAUCAGCCAAAGAAGAAAUCAAAGAGUAACAAAUCAAAGAUUAAGGAAACUAAUGAUGACCUAUAAAACUCUCAACUAUGA
This is a messenger RNA of Moneuplotes crassus, 1429 nucleotides long. NCBI's taxonomy places the organism in Eukaryota, Ciliophora, Spirotrichea, Euplotida, Euplotidae. The record is from the annotation of a GenBank genome assembly.